Colossoma macropomum (tambaqui) is the source of this 993-nucleotide messenger RNA. Its product is annotated as olfactory receptor 2A12-like. Gene Ontology annotation, molecular function: olfactory receptor activity; G protein-coupled receptor activity. The record is from RefSeq and is a predicted model, not a curated record. Gene Ontology annotation, cellular component: membrane. Gene Ontology annotation, biological process: G protein-coupled receptor signaling pathway. The coding region runs from base 1 to 993 and encodes 330 amino acids. The transcript has a single exon. Lineage: Eukaryota; Metazoa; Chordata; Actinopteri; Characiformes; Serrasalmidae.
AUGAAUUCCUUGGUGUCCCCUGACAAUGCAACAUUUUUUCGCCUCCCUACAUUUUACAUAAGUGGAUUGUACAACAUGCCACAUGCAAGGUAUUACUAUAUAUUUUUAUGCUUUGUGUAUGUUGUAACUGUUUUAGGGAAUUCCUUUAUAAUGGGUACUAUAUACCUGGCACGCACUCUGCAUACAGCUAAGUAUAUAGCUGUCUUCAACUUGGCCUUGUCUGAUCUGGGUGGUAGCUCUGCAAUUAUUCCAAAGUAUGCAUACAUGUUUUUGCUUGAGAACCAGUACAUGUCUUAUGAAGAAUGUCUGGCAAGCAUGUUUUUUGUGUUUCUGUUCAUGGCUGUGCAGUCUCUUACUCUGCUUGCUUUGUCCUUUGACAGAGUAAUUGCUAUAUGUUUUCCUCUGAGGUAUCAUGCUAUUGUCACCAAAAGCAUAAUGACUCUCAUCAUUGGUGUUAUGUGGGCUUUCUCUGUGACUAUUAUUGCUUUCACUGUAGCUUUGAUUACCAGACUGUCCUUCUGUAGAUCUACCACAGUUGACAGUUAUUUUUGUGAUCAUGGCCCUGUCUUCAAACUAGCCUGUAAUGAUAAUUCUCUUAAUUUCAAAAUGGCCUUUGUUUAUAUUGCUAUUGUGCUUUGCCUUCCAUUGAUACUAAUAACUGUCUCAUAUGUUUGCAUUGGUUUAGCAUUGCUUAAGAUCUCACAUGGUGCUGAGCGAAUUAAAGCUAUGAAAACCUGCACUUCCCAUCUCAUACUAGUUGCUCUGUUUUAUCUACCAGUUUUUAGCAUUUACAUGUCUACUUUUACAACAUAUCUACAUCCAAAUACUAGAAUAAUCAACACUGUCCUAACACAAACAAUUCCACCUAUGUUAAACCCCAUCAUAUAUACUCUAAAGACAGAGGAGGUAUUGCAUUCUGUUAAAGUACUCUACAAGCGAAUCAAGGUGAACUUUGCAAUUGAAGAUCCUGUGAAAAGCAUAGCAAAGAACUGA